Oryzias latipes (Japanese medaka) is the source of this 4595-nucleotide messenger RNA. NCBI's taxonomy places the organism in Eukaryota, Metazoa, Chordata, Actinopteri, Beloniformes, Adrianichthyidae. The record is from RefSeq and is a predicted model, not a curated record.
UUUCCCGGCGCUCGGAGGGAGGGGAGGUGUUCAGCUAGCCUUGGAGCAGUCGCAGGUUUUUUUUUUAGGGGGGGAGGAUUUUUUUGGGACACCGCGAAGGAUAUAAGGUUAUUAAGUGAGCUCCGAGUGGGAUUAUGAGAUUCUGAACCGAGCGGGACGACGAGGGAGAAGCAGACCCAUUGGAUAGUGAGUUUUUUAAAAACCUAUCCAUCUCAGCCCAACGGCAGCGGCAGCCCAACAACUCCUCUGUUGGAAACAAACCCGGGAAGGACAUAAACACACCCAGACAUGCUUUCCUACCUGCCCGGAGCCUUAAAGACACCCCAACUAACACGGCUUCUUCUCUGAUAUUGAACACCGAACAGACAAGAGGAGGGUGGGGGGGAAAGUGCUUCUUCUUCUACUGUUAAUGAGCGAAGGGAUUAAAUAUGCCGGACCAAAUCACAGUUUCAGAGUUUGUGGCAGAGACAAACGAAGAUUAUAAAUCGCCAACUGCCUCCAAUUUCACCACCAGGAUGUCCCACUGUAGGAAUACAGUGUCUGCUCUGGAGGAGGCUCUGGAUGUGGACCGCAGUGUUCUCUACAAGAUGAAGAAGUCGGUCAAGGCCAUCCAUGCGUCCGGUCUGGCCCACGUAGAAAACGAGGAGCAGUACACCCAGGCCCUGGAGAAGUUUGGAGAGAACUGCGUCUGCAGAGACGAUCCCGACCUGGGCUCGGCCUUCCUCAAGUUCUCCGUCUUCACCAAGGAGCUCACUGCGCUGUUCAAAAACCUUUUCCAAAACAUGAACAACAUCAUCACGUUUCCUCUGGACAGCUUGCUGAAAGGAGACCUGAAGGGAGUCAAAGGGGACCUGAAAAAGCCUUUUGACAAAUCCUGGAAGGACUACGAAACAAAAGUCACCAAGAUUGAGAAGGAGAAGAAGGAGCACGCCAGACAACACGGGAUGAUCCGGACAGAAAUCAGUGGAGCAGAAAUUGCAGAGGAGAUGGAGAAAGAGAGAAGAUUCUUCCAGCUGCAGAUGUGUGAGUAUCUCCUCAAAGUUAACGAGAUCAAAAUCAAGAAGGGGGUGGACUUGCUGCAGAACCUCAUUAAGUACUUCUACGCUCAGUGCAAUUUUUUUCAGGAUGGAUUAAAAGCUGUGGACAACCUGAAACCUUCUAUGGAGAAACUAUCCACUGAUUUGCAAUCGAUCAAGCAAGUCCAGGAUGAGGAGAGGAAGCAGCUAACUCAGUUACGAGACGUCCUCAAGUCAGCUCUGCAGGUGGAGCAGAAGGAGUCCAGGAGAGACUCCCAGGUUCGUCAGAGCACCACCUACAGUCUGCACCAGCCCCAGGGAAACAAGGAGCACGGCACUGAGCGCAGUGGCUUCCUCUUUAAGAAAAGUGAUGGGUUAAGGAAGGUGUGGCAGAAAAGAAAGUGCGCCACAAAGAAUGGAUACCUCACCAUCUCACACGGCACAGCAAACCGACCACCUGCUAAACUCAACCUGCUCACCUGCCAGGUGAAACACAACCCUGAGGAAAAGCGAAGCUUCGACCUCAUAUCACAUGACAGAACAUAUCACUUUCAGGCUGAGGAUGACCAGGACUGUCAGAUCUGGAUCUCCGUGCUUCAGAACAGUAAGGAGGAGGCCUUGAACCAGGCCUUCAAAGGGGACCAACACGUCGGGGAGAACAACAUAGUGCAGGAGCUCACCAAAGCGAUUCUGGCAGAAGUCAAGAGGAUGACGGGGAACAACUUGUGCUGUGACUGCGGAGCGCCCAACCCCACAUGGCUCUCCACCAACCUGGGCAUCCUCACCUGCAUUGAAUGUUCGGGGAUCCACAGGGAGCUGGGGGUGCACUACUCUCGGAUCCAGUCGCUCACGCUGGAUGUCCUCAGCACCUCAGAGCUCUUGCUGGCCAAGAAUGUGGGGAAUGCGGGCUUUAACGAAAUUAUGGAGGCCCGCUUAAGUGCCGAAAAUGUGAUGAAACCCAACCCAGCCAGUGACAUGCAGGCGAGAAAAGACUUCAUCAUAGCCAAAUACACGGAGAAGCGUUUUGCCAAAAAGCAAUGUUUGGACCCGGCGUCGCGCCUCCACACGCUGUGUGAAGCCGUGAAGGCGCGAGACAUCUUCUCCCUCAUCCAGGUCUACGCUGAGGGAGUUGACCUCAUGGAGCCCAUACCUCUUGCUAACGGACAUGAGCAAGGGGAGACGGCCCUCCAUCUAGCAGUCAGGCUGGUGGAUAGAACGUCUCUUCACAUCGUCGACUUCCUCACUCAGAACAGUUUAAAUUUGGAUAAGCAGACCGCCAAAGGCAGCACGGCGCUCCACUACUGCUGCCUGACCGACAACAGCGAAUGUCUGAAGCUGCUGCUCCGAGGAAAAGCCUCCAUAGACAUUGCUAAUGAAGCCGGGGAGACGCCGCUGGAUAUCGCUCGGAGGCUCAGACACCUGCAGUGCGAGGAGCUGCUGAACCAAGCGCUGGCAGGAAAGUUCAAUGGCCACGUCCACGUGGAAUACGAGUGGCGUCUGCAGCACGAGGAUCUGGAUGAGAGCGAUGAAGAUCUGGAUGAAAAACCCAGCCCUCUCCGGCGAGACGAGCGCCCGGUCAGCUGUUACACCCCCAGCAGUAACUCCCACCCCCCGUCCUCGGUGGGAUCCGCAGGCCGGGAUCCUAAGGACAAGCAGCGCUCCUACAUGCCCAGCAUGGUCAACAAUGAGACCUACGGCGCCGUACUCGACGCCGGCUCCACCCAGCCCGCCGCUUCUGGUCCUCCACUCCCCCCGAGGAACUUGGGCCAGUUAUCUGCUCUGGGAGGGAUCGGUCAGCCGUCUGCAUCCAGCGGCUGGAAGUCGGGUCCAUUAGACAUGGUGGGCCGUCAGAGGUCAUCCUCUGACCCCCCCAACAUGCACCCUCCCAUCCCUCCUUUGAGGCUCACUUCAAAUGCAGGCUUGGCUCAUCCUCUUGCAGGAAAGAUGGAGACCAUGAACCUCCAGGCCAAAUCUGGUCAGGGUCCUCCUGGGUCCAGAGGUGUGCCCCCCAAAUCUCCUGCUGGGAACGACAAAAGCUUCAGUCGAGGUUUCCUGACAGAGUCUCGAGAAAGAGCAGCUAAGGAAGUUCCAGGAUGCCCUCAGAACUCUGUGGGUCAGUCUCCGCCUCCAGCCCCCAUGCCAAGGAAAGCCUUCCCUAAGCAGAAACCAAAACGAGUGAAAGCCAUUUACAACUGUGUGGCUGAUAACCCGGACGAGCUGACCUUCUCUGAAGGCGAGGUGAUCGUGGUGGACGGAGAGGAGGACCAGGAGUGGUGGCUGGGCCACAUCGAAGGCGAUCCGCUGAGAAGAGGAGCCUUCCCCGUUUCCUUCAUACACUUCAUCGUCGACUGACGGGACGUCAGGGGAGGAGCUUUCCCCACUAAAUCCAUCCUCCUACUUUUUCCUACCAUCACCAAUGGCUCCUUUUCUUUUGAUCGGUGUAGUCAUGGCAACCGCUGCUGAGCAGUCUGGGUUUCACAGAAGACUUGGGGGGGAUUUGAGAUAUUCAAUGCUGUUUCUUGUCAUAUUAAAACAAAAAACGUGAAUGAUUUCUGGCAAGGAUUGCACUUUUCUCGUCUCCUUGACAACGUAGGACAUCAUGAAAGUCGCCCCCGCUGUGUACGUUCACACGAUCUUCUGAAUCCCAGCAUUAAAGCAGUCUAACUUAACAUGAAAACUGUGAACUUUAGCACAUGCAGAAGUCAUCCGUGCAUGGGCACAUUUUAUCACGUCUGUUGAUGCCAUGUUGACCCCUCCUCCUCCUAAGUGGAGGGCUUUCUAACGGUGCUAAGCUGAAUAAAUGUGCUGAAAGCGGCACCCGAGGGAGCGCUGCCUCGUCCUCGAUGCUGCAGGAGGCUGCCACUGUCAUGACGAUGUUGCGUGUUUAGAGUCCCAGUCUUUUCUGGGGUCUGUGUGAAUGUCAUUUCCAUGUCACGCAUGAUUUGCUUUUCAUUUGAUUUGACUUUACAGGCUUAGGUCAGUCGGCAGAAAUCUUGUUCUUCGUAUAAAGUUUAGGGCUUCCCCCUGCUGUUUCAGAGCGCACAGAUGUUUGUGUUCCAAUGAGCGAUUUUGUUAAAAAAAAAAGCUAAAAAUGAUAUUAAAAAUUGGAUUUUUUUUGUCAAAAGAAAAAAAGUGGCAGUUACUGUAAACCUGUCUUUCUUUUUGCCUUGAAAAACACACUAUAGCAGGCAUUUUUAGAGCUUAACACACAAGCACCUGCUGGUUAGAGUUCAUAUCAAAAAAUCUUGAGCAGACAUUUAAAUAAAAUAAGUUAGUUUGGUUGCAGAGCAACUUGAUGUUUAUACGUGAGAUUUGUAAAUUUCAGAUCAUAGUAUGCAGGUUUCUCACUGGAUGGUGGAUUGAAUGUCAUGUUCGUGUACAUAGAUCUGGGUUUGAAUGCACUGUGGUGACGAGCACGUGGCCUCAGCUGGAUCUGUGAGCGGGCGGCGUGCGCGGCGUGCGCAACGGGGAACGUGCUCUUCAUACAGUGUCAUUAACUGUUUGUGGAUUAGGACUCCUAACAUGUUCAUGUAAAUAGGAAAAAUGAAACUGGAAAAAUAAAAUCUACGAUAAUUUAAA